UUAAACAUUUACCAGUUCACAUGACUGUUUAAAGUUCAAAAUUGACGGGGCGUUAACUUAUCGUGCAACGUAAAGACUGGACACACCGGUAUAUGUCCACGCAACAAAGUUAUUUUAUUUUUAACCGAUUGCUAAUUUGCGCAGCUCCUGAACCCAAACGUCCAACGGCAUAAUCGAAAUGGUGCCUGGAAUUGUUCGUAUUUCAGAAAAUACAAUGAACCACAGUGAAGAUUCCAAGGAGACGACGGUGCCUCACGUCGUGAAAGAAGAGAUCUUGGCAUCGGGUAAAUGGGUGAAGCUGGAGAAGACCACUUAUGUGGACCCGGCUGGAAACACCAGGUUCUGGGAGACGGUGAGGAGGACAACGAGGCACAACGACUCAGACGCAGAUGGUGUCGGCAUCAUCGCGCUGCUGAAGAGGACACUGCACAAGGACUGCGUGGUGUUGGUGAAGCAGUUUCGUCCACCGAUGGGAUGCUUCACGUUGGAGCUUCCUGCGGGGUUGAUCGACGCGGGUGAGAGCGCAGCGACGGCCGCGCUGAGGGAGCUGAAAGAAGAAACAGGCUACAAAGGGGAAGUCGUCGGAGUGACGCCAGUGACUUGUCUGGAUCCUGGCCUGUCCAACUGCACCACCCAGAUCGUCAUGGUCAACAUCAACGGAGACGAAAUGGAGAAUAUCAACCCGACACAGCAGCUGGGUGAUGGAGAAUUUGUGGAAGUGGUCCUUGUACCCCUUGAUGAAUUCCAGAUGAAAAUAGAUGAGCUCCUGAAGAAAGAAAAAAUCGUGGUGGAUGCCAAGGUUUACAUUUUUGCCAUGGGCAUGGCGCAGGCAUUUUUCACGCCAAAGGAGCUCCCUGUGCUUAAGCAGUGAAACAACAUAGGACCAAACUCUGAAGACCAUUUUAAAUUGCCUGAAUUGAUGAGGGUCAACUUUCCAAAGUGACAUUCCAAGUCCCCCAAAAGCCUCCAAUUGUUUUUUUAAUCACACAUUUCAGCAUAGGAAUUAUGAUCAACUUCAUAUUUCAGAUUUUAAUGACAUUGUGGUAGUUACAUUUUGUGACUUUUAUACAUUUCUUAACACAUUUUGUUUACUAAUUUAGUAUGUUGAAUACUUAUUAAUUGAUGGAAGGGUUAGGUUGCGCAUGUCCUUUUUUCCAAAUAUUAAUCACGGUUGCUCGAGUCCGUUCAUUUACUUACUUACAAUGUUUUUAAUCAUGAAUACUGUACGUUUCCGGUCUUACAAUUGUCAUUUCAUCCAUUACCGUACAUGUCGCUGAGGUUUUAUUCGCUCCUUCGAGUGUACUGUAAAAUACAAAAAGUUACUGUUAAACAAUCCAUGCUGUGCUAUCAUCUCAACAUUGAUGCUGUAGUUACCCCAGGGACUAGAAUUUUGCUAAUCAAUUAAUAAAUGCGUUACUACCUUUGA
Syngnathus acus (greater pipefish) is the source of this 1426-nucleotide messenger RNA. RefSeq names its product nudix (nucleoside diphosphate linked moiety X)-type motif 5 (gene nudt5). Lineage: Eukaryota; Metazoa; Chordata; Actinopteri; Syngnathiformes; Syngnathidae. The record is from RefSeq and is a predicted model, not a curated record. The transcript is spliced from 9 exons. Gene Ontology annotation, cellular component: nucleus. Gene Ontology annotation, molecular function: ADP-ribose diphosphatase activity. Bases 179 to 871 code for a protein of 230 amino acids. Gene Ontology annotation, biological process: nucleoside phosphate metabolic process; ribose phosphate metabolic process.